ACAUCAUGUCAGCUAGGGAUGGUCCACAGAAAGUCGCUCCAGCUGUUGGCCAUAACAGUGUCCUUGUUCACCUUAGGCACCCCCUACAAUAAGCGUGAGGUUCAACCAACCGAGAUCACGGACGAGAUAGGACCCGACAAUAUCGAGAUGGGACCACAGUUAGAAUUUAUAGGAGAGCUUUACGAUAUGACUCGAGCCCUCGGCAAAUCAGCUAUAUUAUCGUGCAAAAUUAGUGGUGAACCACCUAUGAACUUGUACAUCAUGCACGACCGAAUAGCUUCAUACAGAAAUAAACAGAAAAAGAGGAAUCUACCUUCGGAAACGAUCUACGACCCAGCGAAACCUAACGAAUUAUCUGUAAUCUACAGACUUGAUAACUUGCAAGGAAAACACGAAGGUGUUUACAAAUGCCAAGGAGAGUCGAUUAACGGACAGAUUUCAAUAUCAGCUAUGACUUUAACCCUUGUAGAUCCAUGUGAAGGAGUGGAAUGUGGAUUCAGGGAGCAGUGUGUCAACGUCAAGGGAAAUGGUAUCUGUACCUGCGACUUCCCUUGCGGGGAGACGUACGAACCAGUGUGCUCUGAUGGCAUCACUUUCGGAAGUAUGUGUCAUCUUGAGAGAUCAGAAUGUAGAAAGGGGGCGUAUGCAAAGGAGAUUUCUACAGGAGCCUGCGCCGAUGUCGAAGAUCUACCUACCGAGGGAACCUGUACCCUAUCUGGAGAAGGACAUGUUUCUAAAUUCAACGGAGACUUUUUCACUUUCAAAGGUGGUUGCCCGUACAAGAUGGUGGAGGAUACCCGAGGAGGAACAUUCAUUGUUUACGCUAUGACGGAAAUGUGCGGAGAUACCAACCAAGCUAUCUGUCUCAGAUCUGUUACGAUCUAUGUAGACCGUAUUUACGGUUUCUCUAUCGAGCGAGGAUGGGUCAUAAACGACAACGGACGAAGGAGGAACGUGAUGAACGGAGAGAGGAUCAUUCUGGGAGGAGGAGCUGUUUCUAUUACCAGAGAUGGCAAAACUAUGGUGGGAAAGAUCGAGAACAAACAGAUUGAGUUCUUCUACGAUGGUCUCAACUACUUCAAACUGUCUGUCCCUCUUGACUUUGUUUCGAAACAUGACGAUUUUGCCGGGUUCUGCGGACCAAUCCCUGUGGACUACGUACCAGGUGUAGGACGAGACAUCAGUACCGUGGAAGAUAUUCCCAUGCCUGCUCUUGGAAGUGAAGAACUGUGCAAACCCGAGUUUGGAGCACCAGUAUGUUCGGAUCCCGAAAUACCCUCUCAAGUCAGACAAGCGUUCAUGGAAAAUGAUGAAAUAGCACCCUGCACUACAAUAAUCCCCGUUGACCUCUACCUGGAGCAAGCUAUACAAGACACGUGCGGAUGUGACAUGAAGAAUGGCCACAACUACUGCUUCUGCAACAUACUCUACUCGUAUGCUGAAGACUGUCGACAGGCUGGGGUGGACAUUGACUUUGCUAAAGUCGGUGAUCACUGCGAAAAAUCAUACCACAAAGACGUAUUCAAAUCUGAGGGAAUCAGCUACAACCGAAGACGAUGGUAUUAUCAGCACAAAAAGAGGGGACAUUAACCGAACAUUACAAAGUAGUGUAAACCUCCUUAAAGACCACCAAUAUUACCUUAUCAUCGCCAUUCCUGCAAAUGCAGACGAAGAUUACCAGCCAAAAUCUAAAACGCUAAAAAGUAAUAAAACUCAACAUCAGUUAAUGGAAAGCAACAAUUUUAACGUUUUUAAAGGUUUUUAAACUUUUUAUUUACAUUAAAUGGGGGCGAUGAAUUUACAUUUGAUGAUGUGAAGAAAGGAAUUAAAAAUAAACUAUAUAAAAUUAAUGUAUUUGGAAAACUAUUACAUUUUUCAAAUAAUCGUGAAGAGGCAAGAGCCGGUUGAAAAUUGUGGUUGUAUGCAGUUAAGUUUUACAUUUUGCUGUACGUUUUGUUAUAUAUGAUCAUUGACCGUAUAAAGACUACCAAGGCUCCCAUGCUUUGUGCAAAUAGUUUCAUACUUUAAGCAUAUUAUCGGCCAUCGCUUAUCUAGGUAAAUUUACAUUAUUUAUUUGUAAUUUAAUUUGUUUUCACGAAUUCGCAACUGAAUAGAUUGAUAGGAGCAUUUAAGGAUUUUAUAUAUUAUGUACAUACCGUAUGGUUGAACACAGUGGCGUCACAUAAGCUUGGCUAUCUCGGCUACAGAAAUCGACCUCGUAUUUUUAAUGGAAGAUAGAACCCCACUUUUCAGGUAAUAUUAAAUAUUCCAUCACAGUUACGCCACUGGUUAAUCAACUGUACCCGAAUACGCGUCCUCAUAUAUCGGUCCAACUACGGCAACUACUAGUCGAAAGUUUGCAUAAACUUUUAGAUGUUGCAAUGACUAGUAGCCGGUGAAAAGUUUAUCAAAGUGACUAAUUUUAAAAUAUAUGAGGACCUAUCUGGGGUAUGUACAGUAUGGGAAUCUUUGUAUAUACUAUAUAGUAUCAUUAAUAAAUAGGUUAUUAAAUUGAGAGAAAGAAUGUAGAUGAGAACAAAAGCCGGGGACGGGUUAUUUUACAGUUUUGUUAUUUCAAAUGAAAAAUAUAUCAUCCAAAUUUUACGGUUCAUUUAAA
Molecule: messenger RNA, 2617 nt
Organism: Bolinopsis microptera
Lineage: Eukaryota; Metazoa; Ctenophora; Tentaculata; Lobata; Bolinopsidae
Product: von Willebrand factor-like
Exons: 15
Coding region: 19-1590 (523 amino acids)
Cellular component (GO): extracellular matrix
Molecular function (GO): protein binding
Source: RefSeq, a predicted model, not a curated record